CGGGCGCUGCUGCACCAGCUCUAAAAAACAUUCGCACUCGCCUCACGCGGCAACCGCAUCGGCUCGCACUCUGCUCGCCGCAGCUGCGGCUUCCCCGUUAUUCCUCUUUCACGCGCCCGCUACACUCACCACAACAAGCUCCUUGCAGCGCCAUCAUUUCCAUGGCCGCAAUGACGGGCCCGGGCGCCGACGGCACCGGCGCUCGCCAGGGCAGCAGCCACCUGACCGCCUCCACGGACCUGGACGCGACGCCCAACCAGCUGCCGCUGGCGGCGGUCCUGGACGCCAGCCUGCAGCGGCGCAAGGCGGCGGCGGUCAGCAGCGUGGCCCUGGACGGCGCCAUGCGAGACUUCACGCUGGUCCUGUCGGAGGGCGCGGGCGGCGGCUGCCGGUGGGCCGUGGGCGAGACGCAGGGCCGGCGCGGCAGCAUGGAGGACGCGCACGUGGUGUGCCUGGACACGGACGGCGACGGCAGCGGCCGCACGGCGCUGUUCGCGGUGUUCGACGGCCACAGCGGCGGCGAGGUGUCCACCUACUGCGCCCGGCACAUCGUGGAGGUGCUCCAGGCAGCGCCCUCCUACGCGGCUGGCGACAUGCCAAAGGCGCUCAAGGAGGCGUUCCUGGAACUGGACCGCCGCAUGCAGGACCCGCACAGCCGGCCCGAGCUGGCGGCGUACCGGCAGAUGGCCAAGGCCGACAAGAGGUCGUCGCAGCAGGCGGCGGCUGACCGGGACAAGCACGGGCGUGAUGAGCCGGACGUGCGGAACGGCGACCAGCAGCAUGGCAGCGCCGGCGAGCAGGAGGAGCAGGAGCGGGAGCUGGAGGUGCCCGCCCCGCGCGGCGAGGUGCUGCCGCCGUCCAAGCACGCCGUCAAGCGCUAUGGCAUGGUUGACGAGUCGGGGAGGUAUGUGGGGCCGGGCGCCGGUUCCACGGCGGCGGUGGCGGUGGUGCGAGGCAACCAACUGGCGGUGGCGCACGCCGGGGACAGCAGAGUGGUGCUGUGUGAGAACGGGGUGGCCCAGGCCCUCACCCAGGACCACAAACCCGACAUACCCGCGGAGCGUGACCGCAUCUACCAAGCCGGCCUGUUUGUGAUGCAGCAGCCGGGCGGUGUGGCGCGGGUGGGCGGCAGUCUGGCCAUGAGCCGAGCCAUGGGCGACGUCAAGUUCAAGGCGCCGGAGCUGCCCCCAGACCAGCAGGCCGUCACCGCCGCGCCCGACACCACCCAGGUGCGACUGGGCGGCCAGGCGGCGGCGCCCGGCGACCCCGCGGCCGCGAAUCACCCCCGGCUGCUGGUGGUGGCGUGCGACGGCCUGUGGGACGUCAUGGACCGCCAGCAGGUGUGUAACUUCCUGGAGCUGCAGCUGUCCUCUCACGGCGGCGACCUGCGCGCGGCGGUGCGGGGCCUGGUGCACGAGGCGCUGCGCCAUGACUCCGCCGCCAGCGCGCCCGCCACCGACAACGUCACCGUGCUGCUGGUGCAGCUGCCGUGAUGGGGUCUGUAGCCUAAAGGGGCUGUGUCGCUGUGCUGAUGGGGGCUGUGAUGACUGGUGAGCGAGGGGCCUGUGGUGCAGCGGCUGUGAUAUGAAGGCAGUAGAGGGGGCGGCUGUGAUGGCAAGUAGAGGGCGUGCAUGUUGCGCUGUUGCCGGCUUUGUGUGUGAGCGGCUGGACCGGACUUAGGCGUUACACAGCGUACUGUUGGGCAGUGAUAUUGUUGGGUUGGAAGGAUUUGGGAAGAUGGGUGCAGCGAGGGGCUUCACGGAGCCGAUGAUGUGUUUACCACGGGGCUGUUGGCUGCCAUAGCAUAUUGUUAGAGCGGGUCGUGUGGGUGGAGAACCAGGACUGGGGCGAGGUAGCGACACGUGGU
Chlamydomonas reinhardtii is the source of this 1867-nucleotide messenger RNA. RefSeq lists its product as uncharacterized. NCBI's taxonomy places the organism in Eukaryota, Viridiplantae, Chlorophyta, Chlorophyceae, Chlamydomonadales, Chlamydomonadaceae. The transcript is spliced from 9 exons. Bases 162 to 1493 code for a protein of 443 amino acids. Gene Ontology annotation, molecular function: protein serine/threonine phosphatase activity. The record is from RefSeq and is a predicted model, not a curated record. Gene Ontology annotation, biological process: protein dephosphorylation.